This is a messenger RNA of Lasiosphaeria miniovina, 1263 nucleotides long. Its product is annotated as Alpha/Beta hydrolase protein. The record is from RefSeq and is a predicted model, not a curated record. Gene Ontology annotation, molecular function: lipase activity. The coding region runs from base 1 to 1263 and encodes 420 amino acids. NCBI's taxonomy places the organism in Eukaryota, Fungi, Ascomycota, Sordariomycetes, Sordariales, Lasiosphaeriaceae. The transcript has a single exon.
AUGGCGGAAACCCACGCUCCACGGGCAAGGCCCGCAACGAGUCUUGCAGCGCGUUUCGGAAUCCUCUCCACCUACUUUUACGCGCUGCUGGUCAGCCCCCUGCUGCUCUCGCACUUCGUCUUCGACAUUCUUCUGUGCGUGCCGCCGUGGACGCGGCCGACGCCGGAGUGGUCGUUCAGCCAGGCAGCCCGCACGCGCCUGGUCCGCCUGCUCCUGCUCUACUGGUCCCUGACGCGCUCCGGCGACCGGCUGACGCUGCAGCCGGGGCGCGAAGGGAGCCGCUUCGAGGUCAUGCGCCCGCGCCCGCCCAAGCAGUACAAGGGCGUGCUGGUCGACGCGGCCGUCCAGCCCACAGACCUCGGCGCCACGUGGACGCCGGCGCGGCCGCCCCCCGCCACACUCGCGGGGCCCGACGUCGUCGUGGCGCUGCACUUCCACGGCGGCGGCUACGCCAUCGGCAGCGGCCGCGACAAGGACACGGGGUACCUGGCCAAGACGUUCCUGCGGCACCUCGGCUGCACGCACGUGUGCACGCCGCAGUACCGCCUCUCGAGCGGCGGCCGGGCGAACCGCUUCCCGGCCGCGCUGCAGGACGCCCUGACGGCGUACCUCUGCCUGGUGCGCGACAAGGGCAUCCCGGCGCGCCAGAUCAUCCUGUCGGGCGACUCGGCCGGCGCCAACGUCGUGCUGGGGCUGCUGCGGUACAUGCACGAGCACGGCGAGGGAGCUGGCGAUGGGGGCGAGGGAGCCGGCGAUGGGGACGAGGGAGCCGGCGAUGGGAGCGAGGUGCUGGGUGCGGCGGCGGCGGUGCCUCCUCCCGGCGCCGUCGCGCUGUGGUCGCCGUGGGUCGAUGUCAGCGGGGCGCUGCGGUUCGACAUGCGCGCGUCGCCCAACUACGCCACCGACUACCUGCACCGCGAGUUUGGGCGGUGGGGCGCGGCGACCGUCUCGGGGUACGGUGCCGUCGACGCAGGGGGCCCGUGGCUGGCGCCGCUGCUCCACCCGUUCAAGCUCGCCGCCGCCGACGUGCCCAUGUUCGUGCACGCCGGCGAGCGCGAGGUGCUGUAUGACGACAUCAAGCUCUUUUCCGAGCGCUACGGGGACAUUGGCUGGAACGUCCACCUGGUCGUCUCCAAGGGCUGCUCGCACGACAUUAUUCUGCUGGGGCCCAAGAUCGGGUUCGCCCGUGCGGCCGAGGCUGCGGCCCGCGACGCCCGGGCGUUUCUAUCGGCUGCGACAGACCUGCAGCUACGCGUUAGCUAA